This is a messenger RNA of Penicillium arizonense, 1956 nucleotides long. RefSeq lists its product as uncharacterized. NCBI's taxonomy places the organism in Eukaryota, Fungi, Ascomycota, Eurotiomycetes, Eurotiales, Aspergillaceae. The coding region runs from base 1 to 1956 and encodes 651 amino acids. The record is from RefSeq and is a predicted model, not a curated record. The transcript has 4 exons.
AUGUCUUGGGGAACUUUAGAACUUCUGAAAAUAUGCAUCAGAUGGAUCCACUCUGGUUCCCAGACCACGAAUCAAAAGCAAGUCCGGAUCAUCGCUUCCUUCAGUGUUGUAUCUAAUGGAUAUGCAGUCUAUCUGUACGCAACUCCCAAUCAGGAUGAUGCGAUCCCCAAGCUCUUAUUUGAGAUACGAAGGGUUCUUCUUCAACGAUAUACGGCAGAUGUAUCGAGCAUGCCGAUGGCAACUGGGUUCACCAUUAAAGAUGGUGAUGGGAAGGACGUGUGUCGCGAGUUUCAGCGAGAUCUGAUGAAUUGUGGGUUUCGGGGUGAGCAUAUCGUCAAGCACUAUGACGAGUUGAGAAACCAUUUGUACGAAUUGAGGCGAAGUUUCAAUGAUAAGAGCCUCGAUAUUACGAUUAUUCAAGUGAAUGCACCUUCCGGACAGUCACCUCGAUCAGGGGAAAUGCCGAAGCCACGCAAAGUCUCUGUUCAUAUAGAGCUGCAACAAGACGAGCCACGAAGGAACGGAGAUCAAAUGAAGCCGAAGAUCAAUCAGAAUACCGAGCAGCCAUUGCCUCCCAAACCGAAACGGUACUACGUGAACGGCGAGAUUGUCGAAAUGGGUGAUUCAACCCAAGAAUAUCACUCAGAGCCAGAUUCGCGAAGACAGCAUGAAAGACGGACACGUCAGCAACAGGUUCGACCUGAAUCGCCUUCAGGCUGGAGUUCAGCGUCGACAGUGGGCUCGAGACGGUCCAUGAAAGAACACCAGCGACCGUUUGUACACAACUACAAAGCACAAGUCUCCCCCGAGCAGUCCAACCCUGCUAUCCCCGGCCAGGUUCCUGGCAUGCCCGUUAAUACCGAUAAUCCAAUGUAUACCGGCUUCCAACCAAUACCAAACCCUUACUUAUCUUCCCAAAAUGGGUAUGGGUAUCCUCUACCACAAGCCUAUUACGCCCACGCAUAUCAGAAUCCCCCCAUGCCAUACUUCCAACCACCUCCUCCGCACCAGGGUUAUACAUAUGGAGCAUCAUUCACAUAUCCCUACCCACCAUAUCCAAACCAAUACCCAAACCAUGAGAACAACACAACCACACCCCAACCGACCAACCAACACUUUCCACACAAUUUCCCAUUCGACCCAAACAACACACAAGCGAACCAACACCAACCCUUCCUCCAACUAACAUGGGAAAAAGUCCCCCAAAAAGACCUCCACCCACUGAUCCACCUGCCAACCCUCCCAGAAGGCUGGGACUGGCGGCUCGACAAAAUCAACCGCCUCUUCUACGUGGACACCUACGCGCACGGGCAAGAAAAAAGAUGUUUCUGGAAACCGCCGAUAGAAGAACCCCAUGAAGAAGAAAGCCGCAACAUGCCCGGCUGGGAACGGACCUGUACGAUUUACGGCCGUGUUUUCUGGACGCACGUCCAAUCAAGGAUUGUGUCUUAUGAGUUUCCUGGGUCUUGUCGGCAGUUUAAGCAUAGCUCUGCUGGGGAAUUGCAUCUUGGUUCGAAUGGGUUGGAUGCUGAGUCGUUGCGGUGGAGGCAUUGGUCGAGUGUUGAUCUUGGGUUGUUCGUACUUGAUGAUUCUGAGGUUGCGUGUCGGAUUUCUAGGAAGGUCUGGCGGGAGGGUAUUUCUGAUGAAGCUGUUGGCGUUAGGGGAGAGUUGUGGUGGGGGAAUCCUAGCGUUUGGCAGCGGUGUUUGAGGUUGUCGACUUGGUGUCGCCCUGGUGUGGAGAGUGUUCUUUCUGAAGUUGAGGUGCCUUGGACUGGGGAUGAUGGUGUUGUGGAUGAGUUUAGGGACAUGCGUUUCGAAGAUAAGGAUGGGUUUGACUCUGGCAAUGCAACCUGCAAUUCGGUUAGAGGAUCAUCCUUGUAUAUGAGUUCGAAUUAUCAAAGGGCGUCGGUUGAGGAUAUAACCGAAGACGAGGCACACAAGCAACAUGCCUACUAG